Messenger RNA from Aspergillus nidulans FGSC A4, 1602 nucleotides. RefSeq names its product choline transporter-like family protein. Gene Ontology annotation, cellular component: membrane; plasma membrane. The record is from RefSeq and is a predicted model, not a curated record. Lineage: Eukaryota; Fungi; Ascomycota; Eurotiomycetes; Eurotiales; Aspergillaceae. Gene Ontology annotation, molecular function: transmembrane transporter activity. Gene Ontology annotation, biological process: transmembrane transport. Bases 1 to 1602 code for a protein of 533 amino acids. The transcript is spliced from 2 exons.
AUGAGUGGACAGGCUGCCAGCUACUACAAUCCCGGUCAAGGCCUCGAGCAUGGCUACGGCCAUGUUCCCCAGCCAGAUCCUGGUUACCAGGCUCAGUACAACUCGUACAACUACAAUGGCGAUAAUCGACCUCCAGAGCCAAAGCAUCCCCAGGAGCCUCCGCCGACCUACAACCAGGCCGUAUAUGGCUUCGACGAUGUCUUUAAGGUCGAGAGGCCCAAGUUUCACGACAUCUGGGCUGGUCUUUUGUUUAUCGCCGUCUUCCUAGGCUACGUUGCCGUCUCUGGAGUCUCGCUCUACCACUACUCGAAGAACAAAUCGUUCAACGGCGAUGGAAUUUACGACUCAGCCAACACCUUCUCCCUCGACACAAACACUUUGGUCCUAUUUAUCUUCGUCCUUUGUGUCGCGCUCGCCUUCUCAUGGGGAUAUUUUCUGCUAGCGCGGCAAUUCCCCAAAUUCAUUAUUUGGGCCACGGGGAUACUGAACAUCGUUCUCGCACUCGCGACGGGGAUAUACUACAUCGUGAGGAAACAGUACGGGGGAGGAAUAGUAUUCCUUGUCUUCGGCGUAUUCGCGAUAAUUGCGUUUAUCAGCUGGAUUCCCCGUAUUCCGUUUACGGCGUUUAUGUUGAGGACGAGCAUGGAUGUCUCCCGGAAGUACGGGCACAUGUUUCUUGUUAGUGCGCUGGGUGGGAUUAUCUCAGUUGCUUUUGCGGCUUGGUUCUCCGCGACUUUAGUCGCUAUAUACGUCACCUACGAACCCAACAGCGAUGGCACCAAUCCCUCAUGCAGGAAUGGCUCUGGCAGCUGUAGCACAGCCCGUGUGAUCGGCCUCGUCGUGUACGUCACUUUCGCCAUGUACUGGUUCAGCGAAUGGCUCAAGAACACCAUCCACACGACCAUCGCAGGAGUAUACGGGUCGUGGUACUUCUUCGCCAAUUCCCCCCGUGGCAUGCCCGCACACGCAACAAGGGGUGCUCUCAAGCGCGCAACAACCUACUCGUUCGGAAGUAUAUCUUUCGGUAGCUUGAUUGUUGCAAUCAUAAAUUGCCUGCGUCAAGCAUGCUCAGUUGCCCAGCGCCAUGAAGCAGCCGAGGGCAAUCUCCUGGGAAGUAUCGGGUUCUGGAUCUUAGGCUGCUUCAUCUCACUCCUUGACUGGCUUGUAACCUUCUUUAACCGCUACGCCUACUGUCAUAUCGCGCUCUACGGGAAGUCGUACAUUCAAUCCGCAAAAGAUACGUGGACUAUGAUGAAGGAUCGGGGCAUCGAUGCUUUGGCCGCUGACUGCCUCGUCGGCCCUGUGUUGACAAUGGGCUCCGUAUUUGUGUCCUAUGUCUGUGCGUUGUUGGCAUAUCUAUAUCUCCAGUUUACGCAUCCUGCGUAUAACGAUGGUGGUGACUUUACUGCAGUCAUCAUGGCUUUUUCGUUUGUGAUUGGGUUGCAAGUAUGCCAGAUUAUACUUACGCCUAUCAGUAGUGGGAUUGAGACGAUCUUCUCUGCUAUGGCCUGGGAUCCGCAGGUCAUGAUGAACGAGCAUCCAGAUCUCUACGGGAGGAUGGUGCAGUUAUAUCCGCGUGUUCAGGAAGCCAUUCACGCUUAG